AUGCAGCAGAAAUUACUGUACAGGCCGCUGCUUGGCCAACAUGAUAUUCGUGUCAUUCGACUUCUGACGCCGGUGGACGAUUCUGUUCACGCUACGGGGCCGGUGCACUGCGAAAUUGUGCAUGCUGCGCUUGGAGAAGCCGAUCUCGUUGCCAAUGCCGGUAAUGCGACGAAGGGAUCUAAUGGUACUUGGCCGGUGAGCGUGGACGCCGCUGUUGAUAACCAGUCCAAGACAUCACAGCCGACGGGAUUCAACGCGCUCUUUGAAAAGAGCUUGGUAGAACGCAUGACUCCGCUGGCCAAUAUACCAGUAAUACCCUACUUCGAGGGACCCAAUUGUCUUAAGGAAAGCCCACCAAAGGUCGGGGAUCGCACGGUAACAGCAUGGAACCCAAGUCAGGAUGAAGAAGCUAGUCUACCCUGGCGAUAUACCUGGGGUGAUUUCGUCGCCUUAUCUUACGUCUGGGGCGACCAAUCCAUCAGGCGCGAAAUAAUCGUCGACGGCAUACCUGUCUCGGUAACAGCAAGUCUCGAGGGUGCUCUACGAGAGCUACGACAUCACAGCCGCAUACAGCAAGGCUUUUUAGUCUGGGUCGAUGCGUUAUGUAUCAACCAAGAAGAUCUAGAUGAGCGCUCUGCCCAGGUCGCCAAAAUGAAGGAUAUAUACCAAGCCGCAUGGCACGUUGUUAUUUGGCUCGGCCCUGACGAGAACCGCAGCGAUCUAGCGACGCUGGCGCUCAGGUACAUGAGUCUCCAUUCGGAGGAUGAAGAUGUUUUGGAUAAACUGUAUAAGCAUGUUGAGUUUUACAUCGUCCGAGUGCCGUUUAUGCAAUGGAAGCAUGCGCAUACGAGCUUGCGCAUAAGGAAAGCCGUGCUGAAUGCGAUAUACCAUCUCCUUGCUAGACAGUACUGGCGUAGGCUUUGGAUUAUCCAGGAAGUUGUCCUAGGGUCUCGAAACUCACCUGUUAUUUGUGGCAAUAGUUCUAUCUUACUAAAAGAUAUCUUCAAUGCCUUAAGGGUGAUGAAGGCAGACGGCGACGCGCUAGGCCAGUAUAUAAUCUUCGCUGCAAAAGGGUCGAGCAGAACCCAACAAAGAUGGAAUUUCAUAGCCGAAGACACGUACGGUAUCUCGGAGAAGCUGUGGGAGCGGCCGAUCGCGAUAACAGCGCUCAAGUUCUUCGAUAUAGAUAUAUCGGCAUUGCAUAACGGCGUAUACGACUGUCUACUCGUCAGUCGAGAAGCUAACGCCACUGACGAACGCGAUCGGGUCUACGGUAUCCUUGGUCUACCGCAGAUCGCAAACACCAUCCAGCUCAUUCCGGACUACAACCGCACGGCACCUGAGACUUUCAUCCUCUUCUCGGCACGCCUCCUCGCAAGCGGUAACUUAAACGGUCUUAGACUCGUGAACAGCCCUAUUCCGGCGAUCGGCACCCGGUACUACAAAAGCACGCACUUCUCCCGCCCGCGCUCACCGAAAUUCAUCCACGGUCACCGCGUCGUACACCGCGGCUGCGAGCAUGGCUUACCGUCGUGGGUCAUCUGCUGGUCGUGUCCGCGGAACCCCGCGCAGCCGUUCCUCGACCGCACUCGAUCUUUAACCCUUCCGGCGCUCACACCCGCAACGCUACACAUCACAGAUAAUAACGUGCUUAUUGUUAAGGGCGUCGUGUUUGACACGAUUACCACCCUCAGCGCCUGCCACGCCACCGAAUCCGAUAAGUCGUACCCCCGCAGCGCGCCCGAGCCCCCAAAAAGCGCGUACGGCGAUCGUGCCGCGACGCGGGAGGCUCUGGCCCGGACACUAACUGGGGAUUUCGAAUCCAAGAGUGAUGAUGCCAGCGACAGCGACAACCCCGACAUCGACAAUCCGUCCUUAGCUACCGCAAUAAUGCACCCCAAGAUCUGGGACAUAGGUAUCAACGGCAUCGACAACAACAUCUUCGGCCUAAAAGACUUCUACCAGCGCAAUCGCGCCCUCCAAAUAUUCGACCAAUGGACAAUAGAUUCCCUAAUACGCGAUCUAAGUAGGAACGCGGAUAUCGGGAGGAGGGUCAAGGAGUCGGCGCGGUCUCAGCCUAGGAUAUUGAGGGUCACGACGGCGCAUCGAGAGGCGCUGACGCAAGCUAUGCGGGCACUAGGGUGGAGGAGACUGGUGGUUACUGGCACGGGGUUCUUGGGGCUGGUGCCGGCUGCGGCUAAGGAGGGGGAUGUUUUGGCUAUGGUGGGCGGGUGUGAUGCCCCGCUGCUUUUGAGAAGGGUUGAGGGUGAUGAUAGAGUUGAGGAGAAGGGGAAUGGGGUUGAGAUCGGGAAGGGGAGAUUCCAAGUCAUAGAAGUGACUCUGACGUCACUCCCCAAGAUCGCUACGGGCAAGGUCCGCGACUUAUAUACCGUCGACGAUAACACCCUGCUAUUCGUAACCACGGAUCGCAUCUCCGCCUACGACGUCGUCAUGAAGAACGGCGUGCCCAACAAAGGCGCCCUACUAACCCUACAAUCCGUCCACUGGUUCAACGUCCUGUCUGAAAAAGUCCCCGGCCUAAAAACACACUUCCUCACCACCGACGUCCCGCCCGCCGUCGCUCCCGAGGAGGCCCAAGUCAUCCGCAACCGCAGCAUGCAGGUCCGCAAGCUCACCGUCUUCCCCAUCGAGGCCAUCGUCCGCGGCUACCUCACCGGCAGCGCCUGGAAGGAAUACAAAGCCCACGGCUCCGUCCACGGCUACCCCCUGCCCCCCGGCCUGCGCGAGUGCGACGCCAUCCCCGGCGGCCCCAUCUACACGCCGAGCACCAAGGCGCCGCUGGGUCAGCACGACGAGAACAUCUCGCGGGAGCAGGCCGCGGAGAUCGUCGGCGAGAAAUACGCCUCGCGCAUCGAGGACCUCGCGCUGAGCAUCUUCCGCGCGGGCCAGGAGCACGCCGCGGAGCGGGGCAUCAUCAUCGCCGACACCAAGUUCGAGUUUGGCCUGGACGAGGCCACGGACGACGUCGUGCUUGUCGACGAGGUGCUGACGUCGGACUCGUCGCGCAUGUGGCCCAAGGACAAGUACGAGCCGGGCCGCGACCAGGAGAGUUUCGAUAAGCAGUUCUUGCGGAACUGGCUUACGCAGAACGGGCUCAAGGGGAAGGACGGCGUCGAGGUCCCGGAUGAUGUGAUCAAGGCGACUGGGGAGAGGUACGGGGAGGUAUUUAGGAGGUUGACGGGGAAGACGCUUGAGGAGGCUUUGCAGAUAUGA
Molecule: messenger RNA, 3234 nt
Organism: Daldinia childiae
Lineage: Eukaryota; Fungi; Ascomycota; Sordariomycetes; Xylariales; Hypoxylaceae
Product: Phosphoribosylaminoimidazole-succinocarboxamide synthase
Exons: 2
Coding region: 1-3234 (1077 amino acids)
Biological process (GO): 'de novo' IMP biosynthetic process
Cellular component (GO): cytoplasm
Molecular function (GO): phosphoribosylaminoimidazolesuccinocarboxamide synthase activity
Source: RefSeq, a predicted model, not a curated record